Molecule: messenger RNA, 1884 nt
Organism: Lodderomyces elongisporus
Lineage: Eukaryota; Fungi; Ascomycota; Pichiomycetes; Serinales; Debaryomycetaceae
Gene: AIM9
Exons: 2
Coding region: 1-1884 (627 amino acids)
Cellular component (GO): mitochondrion
Source: RefSeq, a predicted model, not a curated record
AUGCUUUCUAAAUCAAUUACAAGAAGCUUGAAACAGCAAGUGACCAAGAAGUCAUUAUCAAAGGCAAUUGCACCUUCUAUUGCCAGAAGUUUGGCAACAUCGACUCCACCAUCGCCAAGCGAUGGUCUGAAACCUAGCCAUGUGUAUACUAAACUUUCACAUACAGAUGAUCCGGCAAGAAGCAGAUUCUUUCAAUACUCUUGGGGUUCAUGGUUAAAGGACGAUGCAUUGAAAAAGAAACAACGGUUGACCGCUUACUUGAAUAGUGUUGAUUCGUUAAGAGUUCCAGAGACUGCAAAACUCUUGCAGCCAAAAGAGGAACAAGGCACAUUUGUCUUGCAAAACAAUUUGACCUUUGACGUUCUUGGUGCCAAGAGUGAUGUUCUUUUGAUCAAAUCUAUAUCAUCUAUCCACGAGGGUAAGCACCAUAGGAUUUAUAAGUUGACAUUAAGUACUGGCAAAGACCUUGUUUUGAGGAUCCCAUACAAAUUGGAGUCAGAUACGGCAAUAGCUUCUAAGAUAAAGAGUGAGGUUGCCACUAGUGAUUUUUUGAAAUUGAAGUUGGGCCUUGAUGUUCCUAAAAUUAUUGCUUAUGGACCUGAUAGAAAUAAUGCUAUACGUAGCCCUUUCAUUUUGCAAGAGUUUAUUGAGGGUGAGCUUUUGAUGAAAAAAUGGAAUCCUUUGGAGCCAGACUCUGACAAGACAGAUGAAGAUUUGAAAAGCGUUAUUGCACCAAUUGCUGAAUUUCAGGACAAAAUUUUAGAGCCAGUGUUUACUAAAUUUGGAUCCUUGUAUUUCUAUAAUGAUGUGACAACGGAAUUGCAACAAAGUGGCGAGCCUUAUGAAGGUGAAAAUGACGAGAAAUUAUUAAAGAGAUGGAGAGUUGGACCAAGUGUCGAAAAAGCAUUUACAAAGGGUAAAAACAAGUUGUCACAAGAUGUUAUUGACCAAUACAAUGGACCAUGGGAUGCUUCAAACCCGGAACAAGUCAUGACAUCAGUGGCAGAAAUUGAGAUUGAAAAUGCGAGAAACAAGUUGGCCAUAGUUGAUGCCGAUGCAGGAGACGUUACUAGUAAGGACCUCUUGCAACACCAAAUCACAACCUUUGAGCACUUGAAACAAAUUACUCCUAAAUUGCUCAACUCAAAGUCACCUUCAAUCAAAAAUGUUGAAGAAUUAUUCAAGCCUAGACUUUACGUUCCAGAUUUGGAUCCAUUAAACGUCAUCCAAUCUACCGAGGGUAAAAAUUACUUUAUAGAUUUUGAAGGCUCAACAAUCAAACCUUUCAUAUUAUCGAGUUAUCCUAAAUUUGUUGAGUAUCAAGGAGCAAAAAUUUAUGACUUAAAAGUAGACAUUCCAGGAUUUGAUGAGAUGGAUCCAGUCGAGAAACAGCAAUAUGAAUUUAUGUACUACAAAACGAGAAAUGAAAGAUUAUGGGAAGUGGAAUUGAACAAACACAGACACGACUUGAUUGCUGUAGCUUCACCUCAUAUUAAGGUCCUUAAAUCGCCAUACUUGCAGGCUCUUGAUCUCAAGCAUCCAAAAGAUUACUUGUAUGUCGAAGGUGCUAUUGUGCAAUUGCAAUCAAUGUGGGAAGCGUACGUUGCUAACGAAUUAGUGAAACAGGAUAAAGAUGACAAAGAAUUCCCCAUCAAGUAUGAUGAAAAGUAUUUGGAUCAAUAUCAACUGGACUUAAGUGACCUUCAAAUGGAAACAGUCUCGAGUCCAUUUAGUGCAACGGGAGGUUGGAUUCCACAAGACAUGUUCAGGACUUUGAAAGAGCAAGGUAUCCUCGUUGAAGUUGGAGAAGGAAACUAUGAAAUCAAGACUGAUAAAAUCUUGGAAAACCCUCCAUCUGAAACGGGCGAAGAACCAAAAGCGUAA